Molecule: messenger RNA, 396 nt
Organism: Prunus armeniaca (apricot)
Lineage: Eukaryota; Viridiplantae; Streptophyta; Magnoliopsida; Rosales; Rosaceae
Source: the annotation of a GenBank genome assembly
AUGGUCGACCGAAUCCAUGCAGAUAAGGGCAGUGCAACCAACAUCCUACAAUUGACAGUUAUCCAACAGAUGGGCUUAGAGGCAAAGAUCAAUAAAUCAGCCAAGUCGCUGACUAGCUUCAAUGGAGCAACAACGGUUACCGUAGGCAUGAUAAAGCUCGACAUCUACGCCCCACUUGUAAUCAUCUCGCAAACGUUCAUGGUUAUUGAUGAAGUCUCACCCUACAAUGGCAUUCUAGGAAGACCAUGGAUCAGCAAGAUCAACGCCAUCACCUCUGCCACACAUCAGAAGAUUCGCUACCCAAUUCCUUGGGGUGGGAUCAGCCAAAUCAACAGUGAUCAGGCAAUGGCGAGGAAAUGCUUAGCUCAAGGGUUGAAGAAAGGCAAGCAAACAUAG